Molecule: messenger RNA, 1839 nt
Organism: Pichia kudriavzevii
Lineage: Eukaryota; Fungi; Ascomycota; Pichiomycetes; Pichiales; Pichiaceae
Exons: 1
Coding region: 1-1839 (612 amino acids)
Source: RefSeq, a predicted model, not a curated record
AUGAUUAGUGUGGGAAAAUGUAUUUGCUUUUGUAUCCUAAUAAUACAAUGUGCAUUUACCAAUGCUAUUGAAAUCAACGAAGGAUUCUCUUUACCUAGUUUUGAUCCGCAAAUGAAGGAUACAAAAGUACAAAUAAUGGAUGAACUAUAUAACAAUACCCAAGGUGAAACAUGGCCAAACCUUUCACGAUCUCGUGCGGUUGCCAUAAGAACACAGAGAGAUGUUUCACAAAACGAAUCCAUUGGUUACGGGGUUGGUGCUGGAGUCUCAUUGCGAGACGUGGUGUUCGAACCGUUUGGAUAUAACCAGACAGGAUUGGCCAACUUGAGAACAUUGUUAAACGUGGGGGUUAAAACCCUUGUGCUUGAUCUUUUUUACAACGAAGGAAACGGUAAGUGGUUAGUGUGUCCGAAAAAGAAGGUUCUACAACAGAGAGACAAGAAUGUACCCGAUGAAUGUCUAGUUAAUAGCUUCAAUUUGACAUCUGUGGUUAAUACUUUAUCUGACUACAUCCUUGCAACGAAUAACAACUUGAAUUUCAAUACUUUGUUUCUACUUUUGCGCUUGAACGCCAUUUCUUUUCCAACGAAUGUCACUGUUCCAGCCUCUCUAAUAAACUCCGGUGUGCAGGAUUUGUCUAUAAUUGCUCAAAUUCCUAAUGUUGCGUUACCAUAUCUGAUAGAUACAACCAAGUUGCCUUCUCUUGAAUAUUUAUUGUCAAAGACAAGGUCUCGUCUUUUCCCUAUUAUUAUAGAGAACAAAACACCCUUUAACGAAACUGACCUUCCUGUAAGUGAUGACCAGCUGUUUGUUUCAAGCACUAUUGAAUCGUUAAACUCACCAGAUGACACUAAUGUCUUAGACAUUUCAUUUACACACUUUUCAAGAAGUAAUUGCACGCGGUUAGAAGAUGGACCCAACCCUAACUUGAUUUCUUUUUCAUAUGACUCAUCAUAUUUGCCGUUCAACCUCUCGACAUACAGAGAGAGUAUAAUCUGUGGUCAUAACCCUAUAAUAAGCACUCCAUUUAAGAAUCUUGUUGACAUAUCUGUAUUCCUUGAAUUUUCACUUUGGUCUUGGGCACCACUGCAACCGACGCCUAUACUGUUUGAUGAACUUUCCGAUCCCGGAUUAGUCUAUAAUAUUACGGUAAUCAGAUCUUGGCUCGACGGCAAUAAUAAUCUAUCGACAACUCCGGAUAUAGGAUCAGAGUCUCCAUUUGUUAGUUCGUGGGGAGAUGUAAAUUCUGCAAACUCUUCCGGUAGUGACACGAGCUCGAACUCUAAUUUAAAUGUUAAUGGUGGUAAUGAUGACGAUAAUAACAGUGAUAAUUCUUAUAUCAACAGAUGUGCAGUUCUUUCACGUGUUGGCUGGGUAGCAACGUCUUGUGAGCGGAGUUUCAGAACAAUAUGUCAAAACACACGAAAUUUGUCAGAUUAUUGGAUUUCCCAAGAGAAAAAGUCAUAUGUUAGAAGCAUAAAAACUUGUGAACAGCUAGAUGGAGACUACACGAUGGUUCUACCAAAGACGUAUUUUGAACAAUCACAUUUGAUUGAAAUGAUGCCGAAGGAUCAAUUGUUUUUAUGGAUUAAUUUGAAUUCAAUGUCCACUGAAAACUGCUGGGUUGUAGGGUUGACUGCAACGUGCCCUUAUCAAGAAGUUGUUUCUAGGCAUAUUUUUGCUCAGAUGAUCUCCCCUAGUGCGGCUAUGGCAUGGAUGCUAAUUACCAUUUUUAUACUUUUUCAAUUUCGAAGACUCCCUGUCCAUAAAAAUAGGAAACAUUGGAAAAAACUGUUGAAUGAGAAGCUGAAAGGUGACCUUGAUGGGGUGCCGUCAUGA